Rubroshorea leprosula is the source of this 2327-nucleotide messenger RNA. Lineage: Eukaryota; Viridiplantae; Streptophyta; Magnoliopsida; Malvales; Dipterocarpaceae. The record is from the annotation of a GenBank genome assembly.
GUUCUUAUCUCAGAGAAACUCCAGCACCGUGUGUCAGCCGUUGAUUACAUAUAUACCAUAAAGAAGCUGCCUCCUAUGCGUCGUAGCAAAACGACAAGCGACCUGUCGUUGGCGAUGGCGCGAAAGAAGGUUGCUUCAGUUGUAGUUGGGUCUCUUGUCUGGGCAGAGGAUCCGCAGGUAGCUUGGAUAGAUGGCGAAGUUGAAGAAGUUAAUGGAGAAGAGAUUACGAUAAACUGUACAAAUGAGAAGGUGGUAAGUUUAUCUCAUGAAUCAAAAGUUGAAGAGCUCACUUUCCACCUGCAGCUUGAGAAACAAAUGAGGUCUGAUCUUGAGAAAGAGAUGCAGCUACAGUGGCAGGAAAAUGUAAAGUUAAAGUCUGCCUUGGAAGAGAUACAGCUCCAGUUCCAGGAAACAAAGGCAUUGCAAAUCAAGGAACCUGAGGCUGCAAAGAAUGUGGCUGGGCAUGUUGCUGUCAUUGAAAGUGACGCUGCUAAGAAAGUGGCUGAGCAUUCUGUCACUCAGGAGGUCCCUGUUUUUGAUAAUGAGUUAAUGGCUAAACUCAAGGCAGAAAAUCAAGAAUUAAUGGCUCAGGUAAGUUCAUUAGAGAUGAAAUUUGAUGAAACAAGUAAGCUCAGUGAAGAGUGGUUGAAGCAGGCUUUAGAUGCCGAAUCAAAGAUAAUUGAGCUUAAAACUACCAUGCAAAAGCUGGAAGAAAGGGUUGCUGAUAUGCAACAUGAGGAUCAGGUUUUGCGGCAGCAAGCAUUGUUGAAUACACAAGUUAGUAGAAAAGUGUCACCUUCCUCAUCUCAGCAUAUGGAAAAUGGUCAUCUUGAUCCACAGAAUUCUUCUCCCAAAAGGAAAGUUGUUACAGAUCCUAUGAAGAGAUCUCAGAGUGGGCCAUUGCAAGAGAUUGUAGAUGAUCUAAUUACAUGUGUGACAAAAAAUGUCGGAUUUGAUAAAGGAGUACCUGUUGCAGCAAUUACCAUAUACAAAUGCCUUCUCAACUGGAAAUCAUUUGAAUCAGAAAGAACUAGUGUGUUUGAUCGCCUUAUUCAGAUGAUUGGCUCUGCAAUUGAGGAGAAUGAAGACAAAAAUGAUCACUUGGCCUAUUGGCUGUCCAACACUUCUGCACUGCUGUUCCUGCUUCAACGUUGUUUAAAAGGCAAUGGUGCAUCUGGUUCAAGUUCACAGUUGCCUCCCGCUCCAACAUCAUUUCUUGGAAGGAUGGCCCAGGGUUUUCGUUCUUCUUCUACGAACCUUGCAGCUGAUACAUUUCGCCAGGUUGAGGCCAAGUAUCCAGCCUUGCUUUUUAAGCAGCAGUUAACAGCGAUUGUAGAAAAGAUAUAUGGAAUCAUUCAAGAAAAUCUGAAAAGGGAGCUAGUGCCUAUUAUUUCUUCUUGUAUGCAGGCAUCCAAGGGAUCAAAAGGAACUGCUUCACAAUCAUCUGAAGAGUCAGUUGGCAGUAGUCCUUCAGUAAGUCACUGGAGCAGUGUCAUUGAGUGCCUUGAUAGGCUGCUCUCUACUCUGAAAGAAAAUUUUGUGCCUCCAAUUCUUGCUCAGAAGAUCUUCACUCAAAUUUUCUCAAUAAUUAAUGUAGAUCUUUUCAAUAGCCUACUUCUUCGUGAAGAGUUCUGCACUUUCAGCAAUGGUGAAUAUGUGAAGUCUGGGUUAGUUGAACCGGAACUAUGGCAUGAGCAAGCAACAGAAGUGUACACAGGCACAUCACAGGAUGAACUCAAACACACCAGGCAAGCCAUUGGGUUCUUGGUUUUACAUGAUAAAUCCAAAAUAACGUAUCAUGAAAUUACAAAUGAACUCUGUCCUGUGUUAAGUGCACAACAGCGUUAUAGGAUAUGCACCCGUUAUAGAGAUGAUGACAGCAACACUCUAAGUGUUUCUCCAGAUGUUAUUUCGAGAAUAAAAGUUUUAUUGACAGAUGACUCCAAUGUUGAUGAUAGCAACUCCUUUUUGUUGGAAGAAGAUUUAAGCCUUCUUUUCUCAAUCGAUGACAUUUUUGGGGCUUUUGAAUUGAAGGAUUUUGCAGUAGCAAAAGCUCCAGCAGAACUGCUGCACCAUCAGCACUUCCCUUUCUUGCAAGAACAAGGCCAUGCCUCUGCUUAACUCUUUGCGAAGCAUAUCAAGACUGGACAGAAGUUUCUCCAUCCCAAUGCCGUACUGUAAAUCCCAACACCAAGUUCUUUAGUUUUAUUCCCUUCUGCAUAUAGUUUUUCUCUGUUGCUGUGACGUCCAUUGCCCCAAGUGAAAUGUCAUCAUUUUUAAAUUAGGGUUGUGAAAAUUUUACUAGCUGGAGUGAGGUAGUUAAAGUG